Molecule: messenger RNA, 816 nt
Organism: Drosophila busckii
Lineage: Eukaryota; Metazoa; Arthropoda; Insecta; Diptera; Drosophilidae
Product: acylphosphatase-2
Exons: 4
Coding region: 181-486 (101 amino acids)
Molecular function (GO): acylphosphatase activity
Source: RefSeq, a predicted model, not a curated record
UAGAUACGUAAAUACAAAAUCGAAAGCGCAAAAUAGAAAACAAUUGAUAUCGAGAGCAAGGCACGAAACAUUGGCAUUUCAGUUUGAUAUUGUCGACGCCAUACUUCAUUAUUUGACUUUCACGUGGAAAAUAACUUUAUAUAAUCACGAAGGAAAAUAAGCAAAGAAAAUAGGACAGAAAUGGGGAUCCCAGAUAUACGUCAGCUGAUCACAGUGGAAUUCGAGGUCUAUGGACAUGUGCAAGGUUUAAAUUUCACCAAAGACACUCGUGAUCGUUGCAGCAAAGCCGGAAUCACAGGUUGGGUCAAAAACAGCAAGCGAGGAACAAUAGUCGGGAAAAUGCAGGGACCUAAAGAUGAAGUAGACAAAAUGAUUGCUUGGCUGUCCAGUGAAGGGUCGCCAGGCUGUCAGAUUGAGCGAUGCGAGCUGCAUAAUCAAAGCAAUUUAAAUCGCCUGGAUUAUAAGGAAUUUGCAAUUCGGUUUUAGAGUUUUUACAAUUAUGCAAGCAAUCUGUAGUUAUUCUGUUUGUUGUAUGCGUUUUUUAUAUAGGUUUGUAAAUACAUAAUUCAUAAUCUUUGACUCUAAUUUAAAAUUCACGUGACAAAUUCAAUAUCAACUAAAAUUAUCUAAAAUCUAGAUGGCCUCUGUCUGAUUCAAGAUGAUUUUGAACUUUAGCAGUGAAUGCCAUCGUGCUGAAGAUUUUCUUAGAGAUUGUAUUUAACUAGAAAUCAUUAAUUGAAACAUACAUAUACAUUAGAGAAAUAGCCUCUCCUGAGCAGUAGUACCUUUUAUGCAUUAUAUAUCUUAAAUUGCAAA